Messenger RNA from Vicia villosa (hairy vetch), 739 nucleotides. RefSeq lists its product as uncharacterized. Bases 183 to 476 code for a protein of 97 amino acids. NCBI's taxonomy places the organism in Eukaryota, Viridiplantae, Streptophyta, Magnoliopsida, Fabales, Fabaceae. The transcript has a single exon. The record is from RefSeq and is a predicted model, not a curated record.
CCAAACAUAGUUUCGUCAACGUGUACAAUUCCACAACCACUUUAUUUAUUUAUUCAUCUCUAUUAUAUUUCUUUCUUAUUCACCACUCCAAAUAAAACUCACAAAAUCUUUAUCUUUUCUCUUCUCUCCCUUUACGUUUCCCCUUCCAUCUUCAUCUUCCUUAGUAUCUUCUAUUCAAGCAAAUGGGUCCACUCGUGCUGAGCCAAUUAGCCACCGGUCUAAGCGUCCUGGCCGGAGCGGUUCUCGUUAAAUCGGUUUUGGACCAAAAACCCAUGGCGGGUCAAUUUCCCAGAUGUCCCAGCUGCAACGGAACCGGUCGAGUCCCUUGUCUCUGCUCACGCUGGUCGGACGGUGAUGUCGGUUGUAGUACGUGUUCCGGUUCAGGCCGCAUGGGUUGCAGCAGUUGUGGUGGGUCCGGGACCGGUCGACCUUUACCUGCUAGAAUUACUGUACGACAACCGAACCGCCCUUCCUAGUUGACCGGUUCGGUUUAGAGCUUGUUGUCAUCGCUGCUCCCUUUAGCGUUAGUAACAUUUUAUACAUGUUCUUAUUUUUAUUUUAUUUUAUUUUUUACCUUCCUAUCCCAAAUCAAUCAAUCAUAUAGGUGUUUGUGUAAUAUAAGUGCAAAUUUGACACUUGAAGUAGAGAGAAAAAGGGAUAUUAUCAUGUUGUAAGUAAAUUACUCUGUAAGUAAGAAUCUUGAUCAUCAUCGUCUCAGUCAACAUAUAAUUUUGAUUAA